Messenger RNA from Orbicella faveolata, 2187 nucleotides. RefSeq lists its product as uncharacterized. Lineage: Eukaryota; Metazoa; Cnidaria; Anthozoa; Scleractinia; Merulinidae. The record is from RefSeq and is a predicted model, not a curated record.
AUGGUAGCACUUAUUGAGGGUUCUGAGGCGCUACUGGUGCCGUGGUAUCAAAGCGGACAACCGUGUAAUAUGGCGGGAAUCUUAGCUUUGUGUAUAAAUGAGGAUAGGAUGCUGUUCCUGGCAUUUCUUUUGCAGCUUUUCCUGGGUUCAUGUUUCUCAGAGAAAGUUUGGGAUCCAACUGAUCCAAGAUGCGAAGAGCGAAGACAAGAGGUCAAACAAGCUUGGAAUGAUUAUUAUCUGGGACAAGCCUACAGUUGGAUAGACCGAUAUGGCAGUAGAAGUUUACCGGCUUUCAUAACCAGUUCUUACUAUGUCUACAUCAAUGCAUUUUCCAGUAUGCCAUUAAAGAUUCAGGUGCUACAGUGUACCCUGAUUAGAUUGCCUCACCUGAUAACUCAGUAUAUAGCUUUUCUAUUGAUUCUGAAUAAUGUUCUCUUUUAUUGCAGUCCUUCCAAAGUCCGAGUUCUGUAUAAAUCGAUGAUUGAAGGCGUUUUAAAGAAAGGCUGUGAUGAUUACGAAGCGAACAAGAAAUCUAGCUAUUAUAGAUGUUGGUCCAAAGAGUUCCUGUGUGCUGCGAAAGAAGUCGUCAGGAAAACCGUUGACAGUUAUAUCAUGAAGGAAGGCAAUCUUCAACGCAAUUGGUACAGCUGGUUUGAAGCACCAUGGGGCAAACAGCCCGAUGUUUUAGAACAGGAGAUUAACUGGGUUACGAAAAUGCGCUGGAAUCACCCCCGACUUCUCUACUGGGCCAAAACUGAUCUUGAACAACUUGGCAAAGAAAUGCUCGAUCGAGUCUUCUACUACGUUGAAAAGAACAAUAUCAAUAGUUUAGAACUGGUUUUUAAACACUAUAACUCCAGCGGCACGAUGGAUCUUAUGAAAGAACAGUGCGAAAGCAUGGACAGGGACGAUACCAAAAUGCAAUGUAAGUUAGCAGUAGUCUUUGAUAGGUUAGCAGAGUUGAUGAUAGAUCAUGAAAAUAUACCAUGGGAUCCCAGCCCUGACGGGGAAGAGGGGCCCCCUAGAGUCAGGGAGGAACUAUCUAUGUUGUAUCUUCUCCAGCCUAAAGUCUAUGAAAUCCUAAACAUUGCGUCCAACGCCAGAAAUAAGACCCUCUGUCACCGGUUAAUGACAAUGUUCCAAAGUGUCUAUGAUAAUGCCCUAAAUCAGGAUGGCAACAAAAUUAAGGACCAUUUCGGUGAAUUCGGCUCCAUUUCUGCAAGUAUGAAACUCGAAUGUACAGACACCUACAAAAAUGAUUUUGAGCAACUCACGUGCUACUUGGCUGAGACGUUUGUACGUAUGGAAAAACUAAGGAGUGUCUUAGGGCCAAAUUAUGACAACUGGCAGUCGAGUGAAUCGCAAAGCAUGCGAGCUGUUGUUCUAGUUUGGCUUUUAUUGGCACCUAAAGGCAAUUUCUAUGUCAAAGCCGAUGCACUUAAGACAGCUCAGACUGCGAAAGAGUUGCUGAAAAUCAUGUAUAACAAAAUCCGAGAAAAUGACCUCACCGGCCUUCAAGAUAUUGCCGAUUUAGUCCCCAACGAGAAUCAAAUGGGACUGACCAGUAGUGAUGAAUGUGCCCCCAGUUUUGAAAAAAUUAGUAGGAGCAUGGAAUGCGGUUUUAAGAUCCCCAAGGAGAACGUUGCAGUUUUUCUUGACCAGUACAGCAGCAGGGAUCGUAGAACAAAAAGUCUGGAUCUGAGCGUCGAUCAUAAAACCCGGUUAACCCAGUUUCAAAUUUCUAGCAUCAAAGGUGCAGUUGAAAAUACCAAGCUAGAGCUGCAAAGCUCGCUGGAAAAGUUCACUGGAGAGAUAAAGAAAUAUUUCAAGGCGUCAAUAGGCAGUCGUUUCGCACAUUUGCGUGAUUAUUUCACAAAGGUUGCCAAGUUUGACAAAGCAAUUGCCCGGGCAGAUACAAUUUUCAUAACCGGCAAAUUGGACGAAUUCAAAAAGACGGCAGCAGAACUUCAGAAAAAACUAGAAUAUGAUACUUCUAAGCUGCAAAUGGAGGGUACUAUAAUCGAAUCUAUUGAUGCUACUUUUAUGUGGUUAAAAGUCAUUGGUUCGGGUAUUUCGGCAAUAAUGGGGGUCAUGGGGGGAGACUUUGGCGGCUUCGCGGACACGGCUGAUCGUAUCGAUGCNGGGCUACCGAGAACAGCAUCAGCUAGCGGUCAGAACGGGAUUUGA